Messenger RNA from Entrophospora sp. SA101, 465 nucleotides. NCBI's taxonomy places the organism in Eukaryota, Fungi, Glomeromycota, Glomeromycetes, Entrophosporales, Entrophosporaceae. The record is from the annotation of a GenBank genome assembly.
AUGAUAAAUUAUAUUGAAAACAUAGGUGAUCUUCAUGCUUACGAAACAAAUUCUUUAAAAAUGUCUUCAACUGACAGAUAUUUAAUAAAGCCUUCCAUUACAUUACAUCCAAAGGGUUCUUUAAAAGAUCCAUUUAAUCAAUUACACUCUAAAAAUUUCAACCAAUUGUUUUCUUUUAUAAAAACUUGUCAGAACAAAGAAUUCUGGGAUGAAUUAAAUGUCUUGGAAAAACUUUAUUAUAAGAAUAAGAAUCAACAUAAACAAUUCAUGCCAUUUGCUUUAACAUGUAUGUCAGUGAUUAGUAGAUUAAAUAUUUUGACAAAAGUUUGGAUUGAAGAAAUAAAAAUUUCUUAUAAAAUGUUGAGAAAUUGGAUUCAAUAUUUUCCAAAUGAUAAUGAUGAUUUAUUAGAUAAUGAAUUUCCUGAUUCAUUAGAAGAAAUAAAAUCAAUUCAACAAUCCCUUUAA